Molecule: messenger RNA, 1135 nt
Organism: Lingula anatina
Lineage: Eukaryota; Metazoa; Brachiopoda; Lingulata; Lingulida; Lingulidae
Product: centromere protein H-like
Biological process (GO): chromosome segregation; mitotic spindle organization; kinetochore assembly
Cellular component (GO): kinetochore; nucleus
Molecular function (GO): kinetochore binding
Source: RefSeq, a predicted model, not a curated record
AUAUUUAAGUAUUACGAGCACGUUCUAUUCUAUUGAAAAUAGUGUCGAAAUGUCUUCACCAGAACAGUCGGAAGAAGAAAUAUCGUUGAGCGCAGAUGAAAUAAUUCUUCAGUUACAAAAAACCAGGGAAUGGCUAAAUACUGUGAUGGUAGAUUACCACGCAAAACUUGAAAGUGCAAAAGACAGUGCCAGACCAGGAAAUAACAUUGACCAGAUUCAAGAGAGGAUAACUGAAUUGCAGAAGGAACUGUUGGAUGCCUCAACUAACCUCAAACAAAAGGAACAGAUUGUUAAAAGAAUGCAGUUAGGAGAAUGUUUAUCACAGAACUUGCUCUCUGCAUGUGAUGGGGAUCAAGGUGCUGGAGAUUUAGUUACCAGAAACAAAGAGACAGAAUCCCUUUUGCCUCUUGUACAAAGGCAGAUGGAAUUGGUAACCAAGAUUUUAGGCAUCCACAAAGCUAUGCAGACCAUGCAUGUAACUGUCGGAUGCUAUCAAAAGGAUCGCCUGCAAAUGAUGAAACAGUGCAGAGAGCUGCUUGCCCAAGCAGAAAAACAGAAUGAAGAGAAACAACAAAGGGGUGCAGAUUUUCAACAAAAUGAGGAAAUACAGGAUGCUAAGCGUAGUUUAGAAGAGGAAUGCAGUAAGAUAGAAAUGCAACGCCACGUUUUGCAGGGACUUAUACUUGGCAGUGGAAUACACUGGGCAGAAGAUGAAAAAUUGAAAAAACUGGUCAUAAGUUUAGGACAACCAUUAGAUUUAUAAGACUUUUGACAGCAAUAUUUAAUUGUGACAUGCAAGACGCUUCUUUUUUUUUCUUUUUUCAUAAAAUUAAAAAUUUAACAUUUUAAGGAAUUGACUGAAAAAGAAUCUGUUCUGACGUGGGCAUUUCUCACUGUAGUCAGCUGUGCUCAGCUAAACCAGAUAAUUUCCUGAUUCAUAAAGUAUCUUCCCCUAGAUAUGGUAAACAAAGAAAAAUGUCAAGUGUUUUAUGUAUUGUUAAUGCAGAGUCGCAUAAGACAAGGUUAAAAGUUAAAGAUAUCGUAAGUUGCAACCUUUGGAGAAUACACAUAAUAAUAAUGAUAAUAUGUAUUUAUUUGCGACUUAAAAAGUUGGAUUUUACAAUAAAAACAAAUA